AUGCCUCGUAUUCUCAAGGUGGCGGCAGCUCAGGUCGGGCCUGUGCAUCUAACGUCAACGAAAGAAGAGACACUCAAACGUCUCCUCACAUUGUUCUACGCUGCAGCAGCACAAUGCGCCCAGAUCGUUGUCUUCCCCGAAUUGACACACACUACCUUUUUCCCACGACAUCUAUUUUCAGACGGAUUGGAGUUGGACAAGUUCUUCGAGGUUGACUUCUACCUCGGAUACGGGGAACUCACUCCUGAAGGAAAACAUUACAACUCGUCAUUUUACUACUCUGUUACCCUUGGGCAAAUCAUCUCUCGCUAUCGCAAAGUCCAUCUUCCUGGCACUUUCGAGCCCUUCACUACUCCCGAUGCGGUGAACCAGCUGGAGAAGCGCUAUUUCCUACCAGGCGACAUACCAUUCAAAGCCUUCCGAGUUCCGGGCCUGAUCGAUGCCGCCCUGAAAAGAGGAAAUACAAUCGGUGGGCCUACGGCAGGAAAGGGCGAUCCCAUUAUUGGUCAGCUCAUAUGCAACGAUCGGCGAUGGGCCGAACCUUGGCGAGUGUAUGGACUGCAGGGGAUGGAGCUGAUGCUUGUUGGGUACAAUACGACCUCUCAUUCACCGGGACUGUGGGGAAGUAGCAAGCCGAUGACGCUUGAGGAGGAAUACAAGGAGGUCAUGUUUCACCAUACGCUCGUGAUGCAGUACAACAGCUAUAGCAACUCGUGCUUUAGUGUCUGUGCGGCGAGGGCUGGGGCCGACGAUGGAAAGUGGGGUAUGAUCGGAGGAAGCUGUAUCGUCGAUCCUCAGGGUCAUAUUAUUGCUGAAGCCAAGACCGAUGAUGAUGAAGUCAUUGUUACCGAAAUUGACUUGAAAUAUUGUCGUCAGGGUGAAUGAUAGAUCUUUGAUUUCGACCGACAUCGUCGCACGGAGCAUUACGCUCU
Dacryopinax primogenitus is the source of this 932-nucleotide messenger RNA. Its product is annotated as carbon-nitrogen hydrolase. The transcript has 3 exons. Bases 1 to 885 code for a protein of 294 amino acids. Gene Ontology annotation, molecular function: hydrolase activity, acting on carbon-nitrogen (but not peptide) bonds, in linear amides. The record is from RefSeq and is a predicted model, not a curated record. NCBI's taxonomy places the organism in Eukaryota, Fungi, Basidiomycota, Dacrymycetes, Dacrymycetales, Dacrymycetaceae.